Molecule: messenger RNA, 912 nt
Organism: Halteromyces radiatus
Lineage: Eukaryota; Fungi; Mucoromycota; Mucoromycetes; Mucorales; Cunninghamellaceae
Product: WD40-repeat-containing domain protein
Exons: 7
Coding region: 1-912 (303 amino acids)
Cellular component (GO): preribosome, large subunit precursor
Molecular function (GO): protein binding
Source: RefSeq, a predicted model, not a curated record
AUGUCAACAGAACAAGAACAAAUUCAAAUACGUUUGAUUACUAAACAAAAACAAUAUGCUGUGAAGGACGCACCUAUUUUAGUACCUGCUGCUUUUAAACGUUAUGGUUUAUCCGAGAUUGUUAAUAGUUUACUUGAUCUAGAUAAACCUAUUCCUUUUGAAUUUUUGAUCGAUGGUGAAAUAUUAAGAACAAGUAUUGCUGAGUAUCUCACAGAACAACAAUUAUCAACCGAAAAUGUGAUUACCAUUGAAUAUAUUGAAUCUAUGCUUCCUCCUACACCUUUGACUUCAUAUCAACAUGACGACUGGAUUUCUUCUGUUCAAGGAUAUGAUAGCUUAUUUUUGACUGGGUCAUAUGAUAAUAUGGUACGAUUAUGGAAUACCUCUGGAGAAUGUACUCAUACUUUGAUAGGACAUACUGAAGCUGUCAAAUCUGUUGCCUUUGGAUCUGUCACAGCAUCAUCAACUACUCUCUUUUCAGCAGGAUUGGAUCAUAUUGCUUUGGCAUGGCAAAUAAAUGAAGAUGGUGAUGAAGAAGUGUUAUAUGAAUGUCGUGGUCAUCAAGCUGCAAUUGAAUCUUUAGCUGUCCAUCCUCAAAAAUCAUAUUUUGCUACCGCGUCUGCAGAUGCAACUAUUAGAGUAUGGUCCACUGAAAAACCUAUGGAAGAUGAAGUUGUUUCUCAAGAAACACCAGCAAAAAAGAAAAAGCGAACAGAAACAAAAAAUCGACUGACCAAGGCCCAAUCUGUGACAUUGAGUGGUCAUGUAGGUCCUGUGAAUGCUAUUGAUUACGAUACUGCGGAUGGAAAUGUGAUUUAUUCUGGUGGUUGGGAUCAUUCAAUUCGAUCAUGGGAUGUAGAACAACAAGUGAAUACAAUGACAAAGGUAAAUCAUAUAUAUAUAUAUAUCUGA